Messenger RNA from Serendipita indica DSM 11827, 1314 nucleotides. NCBI's taxonomy places the organism in Eukaryota, Fungi, Basidiomycota, Agaricomycetes, Sebacinales, Serendipitaceae. The record is from the annotation of a GenBank genome assembly.
AUGUCCCAUCACGAUCUUUGCUCGACGCCCACAACACGCCCCCUCGACAACUGCAUCCAACGCUGGAACCAUGCGACCAAAGAACAGGAAAAUAUCCUCAAUGAUCUCGUGACUCGAAAUUUGGAACUUGAAGCCCGAAAUGCCGAACUUGAGAAACAAAUCAAGAAGCUGGAAUGGCGCCUCCGGAGUGACCAGGCCGCGGCAGACGCCAAGGAGAAGGUACUCAUAGGCGAGAUUGACUUCUUACGCAGCGAGCAGGAGAGCUUCAAGGCAACGUGCCUUUUGGACGGGGAUGGAUGCAUCUUCUCCGAACAAUAUCUUUGCCAAGGCUACGAGGGGGGCAUUCAGGCGGCCCAGGCAUUGUCAGAGGGACUGACAAGAUACCUGCGCACAUCGAAGCAACGAAUGCCUACCGGCUGCCGCAUCUUGACCAUGCUUUUCCUCUCCAAGAGUGGAAUGGAGGCUGUCUUAUGCCGAAAUCACAUUUGCACGCUGGAGCAAUUCAGAGCAUUUAUGACAGGAUUCGGUACUGCACAUCCACUCUUCUCUGUAGUAGAUGUAGGGAUGGGAAAGGAGGCUGCCGACUUCAAGAUGCGUGACUAUCUCAAGGUAUUUGUGCGUCUCCCUCAGACGUUUAGGGUAUUCUUCGGUGGCGGACACGAUAACGGCUAUGGACCAUGUCUGACGGAAUUGAAAACCGAAGGACUUCAGGAAAAGAUUGUGGUCCUUCAAUCUUACACGCAGCUAGCGCGUGAAAUUGCGUUGUUGAAGCUACCAGAUUUGAUGAUCCCAGAUCUUUUCAUGCCGGAAAAGCUAGAAAGGAGACCAGCGUUUGCUCACAUGCAUGCAAACACAGAUCCUACGCCGACUUCGGACACUCUCUACGCCGGCUCUUUCAAGAGUCAGAAGAAGAAGCGAGGCAAGAAGCGCAAUGUGCUCUCCAUCUCUUCCAUCGACGAAAUUAUAAUUUCUUCCCCAGCCACCGGGGCAUCUUCAAUAUCGCAAACAGAUGAAUCCGAGACAAGGCUUCCUUGCCUCGCACAUCAUUACUCCCCCCGUGGCUGCUUAAACUUUGUUACUUGUCGCUAUGACCAUAGUGAUGAGCUAGAUGCUACGCAGGAAGAGCAAAUGAAAGAUCUUGCACGUUGUACCCCAUGCGAAUAUGUGAACGAAGGUCGUGAGUGCCCUUCGGCAGUUUGUCAUUAUGGCCACAAAUGCCCCCGUGGAUCACGCUGCCAGGACUACCUUAUCGGUGUCUGCAAAUUCGUGGGCCUUAUGAUGCACCAGGACGAAGAGAUUAUCGACAUGAUCUGA